CACUCUAGGCGCGUUGUCAAAUGAUAGUGAUAGGCACUGGUGAUAGCUAAUGAUAAUGAGCUUGUGACAGCUCCUGCUCUCGUGAGCUUGUUUGAUGUGAACGUUUCUGUUGUACCGGCUGUUGACGAACAUGGCGGAAGAUCGUGAAGUCUUACGAGAGGUUUGGGACGGGCGCCUUCCGGUGUGCUUCAAGCUCGCCGAAGAGGAAGUAUACACAAUGCAGCAGCCUGAACCUUACUACCUGAUGAUUUCGAGGAUAAGCUACUUUCCCUUAGUGGUUGACAAGGUCCAUAAGCACUUCUCCAGGCACGUAGAUGAACGAUACCAUGGAAAUGAAAUGUGGCUCGAAUACAACGGUCAACCUUUGAAAUGGCAUUUACCAAUUGGUGUACUUUAUGACUAUAAUGCUAGUGACACCAUUUUACCGUGGGGUAUUACAGUCCACUUUCAGGAUUUUCCUGAGAAGCAAAUACUACAUUGUGGGAGUCGAGCCGUGGUUGAAUCACACUUCAUGUCUGCCAUUAAGGAAGCAGACAUGCUAAAGCAUCGCAGCCAGGUGGUCAGCACAAUGCAGAAGAAAGACCACAAUCAGCUUUGGGUAGGACUACUUAACUCAAAGUUUGACCAGUUCUGGGCCAUCAACAAGAAGUUCAUGGAACGCAUUGGUGGAGAGUGUUUCAAGCACAUACCUUUUCGGCUGUAUAUGCCGGAUGGCAGUCUUAUCCAAAGGCUAGUCACGCCACUGACACCUUCUGGGGACAAAGCAACCCUAGAGACCUUACUACAGCAAGUGGCCCCUCAGGUUCUCGUAGAAGGUGGAGCCAAACACACCAUCAUCACGCACGGGAUCCAGGUCCCUCUGGACACACCACUUCAGUGGAUGAGUGAACACCUCAGUUACCCAGACAACUUUCUUCACUUGUGCGUCAUGCUGUGCUCAUAGUGAAAGCUUCGAGUGCACAUAGUGAUAUUUCUCAAACUGUUCGGCUAGUCGGGGCGCUGGGGUAGGGGCGAUUUAUCGUGUGUGUGCAUAAGGGGUUUAUAACAGCUAAUAGGCACCUUGUGUGAAUUAUUUUACUUGAAUGCCUUGUUCUUUCCUCUAGACUGUGCAAACAUUUUGUAUGCAUAUAGUGCAUCCUAUCUGGUAUAAUUAUGAGUUGGGCUGUUCAAAAUAUAUAAUUCUUAUUGGUCAAGGUACAUGCUUUUCUUGUGAGCGUUACAGGAAUUUUCUUGUAUUAGCAAGUUUGUCAGUUUGCUCAGAGCACACCAGAAGUUCUACAAUGGGUGUAUUAGGUACUAACAAAGGUUUAUUCGAGCUCUUAAUUUAGUUCAAUGAGGCACACUCUUGUUGGGCUCUCAUUCCCAAGUGCAUAUGCUUAAAAUAUUGCUUGAUUCCUAUCAUACUCAGCCUUGUAGUGCCACCGAAGCAUAUUGAAACUAGUUAAUAGUGUCGUUGUGCUUGUUGAAAGUCAUUCAUUGAUCAUGUAAGGCACUGCCACUAAUGAAAGUAGGUGUGUCCUAACUUGAUUUUGGUGAAAUUUAGUCAUGUCACUCAUGUGCGUUAUCACCGUGGUGUGAUUUUGUCAAAAAUGAGUUGUCUCCAACUUUCUUGUUGUUACGCUAUGAGGUUGAUGUCCCCCCACUGUGGCAUGCCUCAUGAUCCUAUCUUGGCUGUUGCACCUGUUUUGUGUGUGCGCUGUUAGGCCUACUUACUUUUACAGUGCAAUGUCCCCAGCUAUACCUGGUCAAUUCUGUGCAGCUUUUGACAACCUCACUAUUACAGGAAUAUGUUAGAGCACUAUUCAUACUCUUAAAGCAUAGCUUAAUUUUCUUUAAAGUGGUGUCUGCAGAAUGUUGCAGUACAAGCUUGCAAGCAUUCACUGCUAGAGGCAAUAAUAUUUGGCUUCAAGGUAGUUAUUGGAUAGAUAUGCACAGCACAAGAAUGCAGCUCUAUUCAUCAUUGUUUUUGCAAUGGCGCAAGAAAUACUGUGCCAUAUGUAGUGCGUCGAAAUACUCAGUUUACAGUGCUGAAUGUGAAGCUUUUAGUGACCAUCUAACAGCAAGGCUUGCGUUGAUAACCUUUGACAAGUGCAAUGGAACAUCCUGCAUGGAGUAUGGACCCACACAUAAAUGAAGGGCAAUUUUGGGGCCGCACAGAUUUAAUAGAUUUAUCCGCACAUACCAAAUAACUAAUCUCAUUUUAAAUGCUUUGUUAAAUUUUUGACCAAUAUAAAACGAGAAGUAAAUUUGACGUGCCAACAGCCUGAACAAAGCCACAUUCUAUGUGGAAUUUACGGUAAGGGCAGUGUUCAAGCACACACGUUUUUAUUCAUAUGUGACCUUGUUUGUGUCUUUCUUCUGCUAGCUAUGAAAAGUGACUGUUUAGUAUGAACUAUUAUUUUAGAUCAUUACAAAAGUAUGCAAGAUAAUUGAUACAGUUAUGGCCAUAUGGCAGUUUAAUGAUUUAAUUAGAAAUUCGUUUUAAGGAAGUUUUGUGUCACUUGUGCAUACUUUUCCAUAAUUGUAAUGUGUUCAGUUUCAAGAUGACUACAAUGUGUGUGUGUUUGUGUAUACAUGACUUUUAAUAAUUUAUUAACAUUGAAGAAUUAGAAAAGAAAGGUUGUUCACAGUGCACAUUGUGGUUGUAAAAAUAAUAAAAACAAAAAGGCUUGCACAUUGGUAUGAGCCAAAUGAAGUGUUUCAACAGCAACUUCUCUGUUCUUUGCAGCUUAGCUGAGCUUUUCCAUUAGCAUUAGCUUUGUGAGUGCAUACAAAGUCAGAAAGGUUGCUUCGAAUCGCUUUCUAGCAUGCAGUUAUUGUUCAAAAGCUACAAGCAGGCAGCAAAGGCCAAUUACGUGGUACUGUAAUCACGAUGAAGCGACGAUGUUCCGCGCUUACAAAGGCCACAAAGUGGCUAAUUGCACCAAAGAAGACUGGCUUCCUAUUGUGUAUACCAAAUGCAUAUUUCUAAACUUUCCUACAUUCCUUAUAGAAUGCAUUAAAUUACGUGUACUGCAUUUUCA
This is a messenger RNA of Rhipicephalus microplus (southern cattle tick), 3023 nucleotides long. It is a transcript of the gene Atg5, whose product is annotated as autophagy protein 5. Gene Ontology annotation, molecular function: Atg8-family ligase activity. Gene Ontology annotation, cellular component: phagophore; phagophore assembly site membrane; cytoplasm. The record is from RefSeq and is a predicted model, not a curated record. Lineage: Eukaryota; Metazoa; Arthropoda; Arachnida; Ixodida; Ixodidae. Gene Ontology annotation, biological process: autophagy of mitochondrion; piecemeal microautophagy of the nucleus; protein lipidation involved in autophagosome assembly.